AUGGACAGGAAUUGCGUGUUAACAUUGUUGGUUGCCAUGAUUGUGGCUUUAAUGGAUCCUGUGUGGAUAUUACGGGCAAAUGCUGCUCCUAUGAAUAAUGGAACUGCAAAUGCGACGAGCACUGUUUUAUCCGACAACGCAACGGCAAGCAAUGGGAGUUUGUCGCUGGGAAAUUUUUCUGCUCCCAACAUGACAGUUUCGUGCAAUGAGACGGCUGUGAAUUGCACGUCGAAGGUGGAAAUUAACAAUGCUACCAUUGAGGUGAAUUUAACCGAUGUUUGCUUAGCAAACGGAACAAACCAACUCAUCAUUUGUAACGGGACUUCGUUAAAUCUUACCAAACGCUGCGAGACAGUAAAAGAGGGAAACUUGACGAUUGUCUGUGUAAAUGCGAGCGUUAAUUCUUCAGCCGGUCUUGUGGUUUCCAAUGCAACGCAAUCUCCCGCCACAUCCAAUUUUACAACUGAUUACACGAAUGCGACAACUACUGCGGCGAAUAAUGUUACAGCACCGUUUAACACGACUGGGGUAUUAACUGCAACCCUAAAUGCCACUUCCACGAAUCAGUCUGCUACGGCUAAUGGAUCAUCGACUCAGAAUCCUAACUCGACAAGCGUUUUAAACUCCACGAUUUCCACCCUGACAGAACAAGGGAACGCUUCAUUUGCAAACGCAACUCAAACAACGAUCACAAAUUCAUCUGCCAGUACUCCGGGCGCUGCACAAAGUAGCAAAAUUCCUAGCACAACACAACAGUCUACGACAACCCAGAUGUCAACGACGACAGUGAAAUUAACAACAACGCCGCAAGAUACAACUCAGAAAUCGACGAUAGAGAAAUCUACAACGCCGAAAUUGACAACAGUGGAAUCAACAACCACAGAGAAAUCUACAACCACCCCAACUACAGAGAAAUCUUCAACGCCGAAAGCAACAACCUCGGAAUCUACAACAAAGCAGACCUCUCAAACGCCGGAAUCAACAACCAAAGAGUCGACAACCAUCAGUACUACAGGUACUACAAAGGAAUCGGUUGUUCCUCCAAGCAUGAAAGAAACUACAAAAGAAAGUACAACCGAAACGACCACUAAA
Porites evermanni is the source of this 1092-nucleotide messenger RNA. NCBI's taxonomy places the organism in Eukaryota, Metazoa, Cnidaria, Anthozoa, Scleractinia, Poritidae. The record is from the annotation of a GenBank genome assembly.